This is a messenger RNA of Lachancea meyersii CBS 8951, 2628 nucleotides long. The record is from the annotation of a GenBank genome assembly. NCBI's taxonomy places the organism in Eukaryota, Fungi, Ascomycota, Saccharomycetes, Saccharomycetales, Saccharomycetaceae.
AUGGUAGUUUCGUCUGCAGGUCUGCAGCACGAAAUUGAAUUUUGCAUACAAGAGAUGGAACGCUUGAAGGUGACGGAACUGAAGUCUGUAUCGCGUUCUGUUGGACUGGCAUUGAGCGGGAGAAAGGCUGAUCUUCAAGACCGGCUACGAGCAUAUCUGAAUAACUCCUGCAGGGGCAAUGCUAUCGAUCCUUGGCGCCCCAAGACCAUACUGCUGCUGAUGGACAAAGCAAGACAAAACGACGCUCUCCCGACAUAUGAGACGGUUUGGCAGGAACUGAAGUCUGGGGCCCUACAACAUCAUCCAGUGGUAUCAGGCCAUCAACCUCCGAGCUCUCUGGGGGUCACAAAACAUAGUACGGGACCAGCAGUUGUUCAGCAAAUUCCCAAGACUCGAGUGGCUAUACAAUUUAGUGAGUCGCCAUUUUAUAAACUUAAACGAUUGCUCAACGGUAGUCCCAAAUUUGCGCCAAAAAAUAGUGGCAGAGGAGUUUGCUCGUAUCAUUUCAGUCUAAGCAGAGAAGAAAAUGCACUUCUCCGAAAGGGCCCCGAAUUCAAAGUGUUUUUAUUUUGCGGAGUACUUUCCCCAGUGCUCGAAAGUCGAGGCCCAAGUCCAAUUCAGUUUCCUCACCCCAAUGAUAUAAGGCUGAAUAACGAAGCUGUAAAGGACAAUGUACGAGGGUUGAAAAAUAAGGUAGGAACAGCAAAACCAGCAGAUUUAACACCUUACCUCAAGCCCGAGGCAUAUGAAAAUCAUCUACAGUUAACUUACGCAUUCACGAAAGAAGAUUAUCUGGUGUACUGUUACAUUGUUGAGGUCAUUCCACCUCAAUUGAUCAUCGAAGAAGUUCUCCGGCAUCCCAAGAUUGUCAAGCCUGCAACUCUACAGUAUUUGAAGGAGUCCUUGAGCGAAGACGAGGACGAAGAUUUGGUAACGACCUCGACUGUGAUGACAUUACAAUGCCCUAUCUCUUAUUGUCGCAUGCGCUACCCUUCAAAAUCUGUGCACUGUAGACACUUGCAAUGUUUUGACGCUCUGUGGUACAUCGAAUCGCAACUACAAAUUCCUACGUGGCAUUGCCCGGUAUGUCAAAAGACUGUAAAAGUUGAAGACCUAGCGCUUUGCGAAUUUGUUGAAGACAUUAUAGAACAAUGUGACGACGAGGUGGAACAAGUAGAGAUUUCAAGAGAUGGCCAAUGGAAACCCAUUUUUGAUGAUGAUACUCCAGCACCGCGUGAACAGAGUAAAGUUCAAGUCAAAUCCGAGAAUGGCCAAAAAUGGGGUUCUGGCGAUGGAUCAAUGCUGGAUGAAGACGAGAGUGGCCCUAGUACUGGAAGGAGAGCCGUAUCGCAACAAGCCGAUCCCGUCGUUAUAUCUUUAGACAGUGACGAUGAGGGCCCGGGACCUAAUAGUGCGGUCCCCCCUCUUCAAGAUUCUAAUAUCGCACCGAGCUCAUCCUCUGUUUCUGUAGUCCCGCCAACUACGGAUCAGCGAAACAAUGAUGCAGAUGUAAACUCUGGUAACGACUCCAUCCGACGAGAUAACACCUUAGGGAACAUUUACGGUGUCUACAUGGACUCCAACUCGGAUCACCCACCCAGCUUGGAUCCAAGACGUGCAAACUCCACUCCAUCCGUCAACCGUCAUGAUACAUCCGCUGCUCGGUCACCUGGCGAAAAUAGCAUGCCAACGAGUGCCACUUUCUAUCAUCGAGAGUUUUCAGUUCCAAACAUACUAGGUAGGACCCCGCUCAGAAAUACUAGUGACACGCAUGAAGAUCGCGACGAUUUUAACGACAACGAUGCUAGAAGUGACGCAAAUGUGUCCCCAAGCCCGUCGGGUAAUGCAUCUCUUGGGCCAAAACUCUCAAACCCCGAGCUGAGAUUGCCUCAAAGAAAUGGAACUACAUCCAUGAACAACGGUUCCCAUAACCAUGCAUUCUCUACUAACACUAAUGAAAACGUCAAUGACUCCAGUCCUUUUGCGCGAUAUCAACCUGCUAACUUCCGGGACUAUCACUUACCUCCCUUGGAUCAAGAUCGAAGAGAAGGCAGUAAUCUGCUGGGCUUGGGUGGGAGAGCUAGCAUUAUCGCUCCACAGGACCGGAAUAGCGCGAUGCCUCGUGAUGAAACGCUAGUCAAUAAUGAAAACGUUGGCCAACAGUACCAAGGCCGCGAGGCCCUUGAUCGUGGAGAGCUAAACUCAGCUGAAGUCGACAGUCCAACAACAACGCAGGGCUCUGGCCCAGUUCGAACUUCCAAGAUAUCAAGCGACCUCUCUUCAAAUUCACGAAGAUCACCGGUACCGCCACCGCUACCACCUGCGCCCCAAGCUCUCAACAGAACUUCACUGUCUACAAAACCAAAGGAAGCACCACCUUUGCGUCACCGAAAGCCAAUCGUAUCUCCAUUCAUACCUAAGAAGAGUUAUGCCAAUGUUCUUCCUCAAAAACGUCAAAUAUCGAGUGAAUCAACCAACAAAGUCAGCGCACCUGAAGUUCCUGUUCGUUCCGGUCAGACAACACCUUUCACGGAUGACACGCUAAGCUCCGUUUCUCCACACCCACCUAUUUUGCACCGUUUUGACGCUGAUGAACUGGAUUUCAUCGACUUAACCUCGGACGAGUAG